AUGUCUUAUUUCCAGAAGCAGAUCAACUCCUUCAGCAACAGCGUGGUCUCUGUGGCGAGCAGACUCCCCUCUGACCGAAGAGCCGCUGUUGCCAAUAAUGCGGCUUCGUCUACUCUCCAGCCGGCCUCGAACGCAUCGACUCCUGCCGCCCAAACCCCAAGACGCCAUGACGCGGACAUCGUCUAUUCGCAGCCCGCCAAUACGGGGACGGGGAGAGAUAUCAUGACCCAGGUGAUCUUUGCUAUCGAGCAUAUGAAGGGCAAGGAUGUUCCGCUGAAGUUUUCAGAUAUCGAGUCGUACCUAUCGCUGUCAAGACAGGGACAUGAUAUGGGAUACAUCCAUGCCUUAAGGCGCAUCCUGCAAUCGCAUGAUAAGGUCCAGUACGAUCCGGCUGGUGCCAACGGCGAGGGAACCUUUCAGUUCCGUCCUCCGCACAACAUCCGAUCUGCCGACCAGCUCUUGCAGCAUCUCCAGUCUCAGAAGACGGCCCAGGGUAUGAGUGUCCGUGAGCUGCGUGAAGGCUGGCCUACUAUCGUAGAGACGAUCAAUAAGCUUGAGAAGGAGGGAAAGCUGCUUGUGACUAGAAACAAGAAAGACAACCAUCCCAAGAUGAUAUGGGCAAAUGAUCCCUCGCUCUCGCAGAAGUUUGACCCGGAGUUCUGUCAGAUCUGGGAAAAGGUUAAGAUUCCCGACCAUCAGACUGUGAUGGAAGAGCUCGAGAAGGCCGGAAUUACACCUACCAGCAAGCACAAGGCUGCCAAAGCCAGACCAAAGGUAGAGCAGAAGGUUAAGAAGGCACGCAGGAGCGGCAAGACUACGAAUACGCAUAUGGCUGGCAUCUUACGAGACUAUUCACACCUUAAAAAAUAA
Molecule: messenger RNA, 870 nt
Organism: Trichophyton rubrum CBS 118892
Lineage: Eukaryota; Fungi; Ascomycota; Eurotiomycetes; Onygenales; Arthrodermataceae
Exons: 1
Coding region: 1-870 (289 amino acids)
Biological process (GO): transcription initiation at RNA polymerase II promoter
Cellular component (GO): transcription factor TFIIE complex
Source: RefSeq, a predicted model, not a curated record